ACUCUCAGAAAGAUAUGUUCUUUAUCUUUCACAGGAAUACACCAUUGAUAUCUUCUUCGCCCAGACAUGGUAUGACCGGCGUCUUCGUUUCAACAGCACCUUGAAGGCCCUCACACUGAACACCAACAUGGUGAGCCGCAUCUGGAUCCCAGACACCUUUUUUAGAAACUCCAAGCGGGCUGAUUCCCACUGGAUAACUACUCCUAAUCAGCUCCUCCGCAUCUGGAAUGAUGGAAAAGUGCUCUACACACUCAGGCUGACGAUCGAGGCUGAAUGUCUGCUCCAGCUGCAGAAUUUCCCCAUGGACACUCACUCCUGCCCUUUGGUUUUUUCUAGUUAUGGCUACCCACGAGAGGAGAUUGUCUAUCGCUGGAGGCGCUACUCCAUUGAGGUCUCUGACCAGCGCACCUGGAGGCUCUACCAGUUUGACUUCACAGGGCUGAGGAACACUUCAGAAAUUCUCAGGACUGGGGCAGGAGAGUAUAUGGUGAUGACAGUUUCUUUUGACCUAAGUAGACGUAUGGGUUACUUUGCCAUUCAGACCUACAUUCCCUGCAUCCUGACUGUUGUUCUUUCCUGGGUUUCCUUUUGGAUCAAGAGAGACUCUACACCAGCCAGGACAUCUCUGGGAAUCACGACUGUGCUAACAAUGACCACCCUGAGUACCAUCUCCCGCAAGCACCUUCCUCGUGUUUCCUAUAUCACAGCCAUGGACCUCUUUGUCUCUGUGUGCUUCAUCUUCGUCUUUGCAGCUCUCAUGGAGUACGCUACACUCAACUACCUGGUGGGAAACAAGAAACCACUUGAGCACAACAACAGGAAAGCCAGACUGCCACCUGCUGGUGCACAGGUGAUGCCAUCCUUUACCACCAUCAACAUCAACAACAUCAUGCACUGGCCUCCAGAGAUAGGGGACGAAGAGGAUGAAGACCCUGGCUCCCCGUGCCUGGAAGGAAAGGAAUGUGAGAGGUUCUUCUGCUGCAUUGAGGACUGUCAGACAGGGAUGUGGCGGGAGGGCAGAGUCCGCAUUCACAUCUCCCGCCUGGACUCCUACUCCCGCGUCUUCUUCCCCACUGCCUUCCUGCUCUUCAACAUUGUCUACUGGAUUGCCUAUCUCUAUCUCUAGCCAUUCUUUGGCCUCAGCUGAAAUGGACUGGAGACCAGCAAGAUGUGCUUCUCAAGGAGCUUGGAGAACAGCAUCUCUUCCAUUCUAGUCAGCUGUUGGUCUGAACAGUCCAACCUGGAGAUUCCCUCUUCCUGCUCUCACAUCUUCUCUGAGAAGAAUCAGACAGCUUUUUUUUAGCCUUCUAACAUAACUUUUUAGAGAACCUACCCUUCCCAAACAACCCCCUCGUCAGCACCACCAGCAUUUUACU
This is a messenger RNA of Merops nubicus (carmine bee-eater), 1376 nucleotides long. Its product is annotated as gamma-aminobutyric acid receptor subunit gamma-4. NCBI's taxonomy places the organism in Eukaryota, Metazoa, Chordata, Aves, Coraciiformes, Meropidae. Gene Ontology annotation, cellular component: dendrite membrane; postsynapse; synapse. The record is from RefSeq and is a predicted model, not a curated record. The annotation marks the transcript as partial. The transcript is spliced from 6 exons. Gene Ontology annotation, biological process: synaptic transmission, GABAergic; regulation of postsynaptic membrane potential; monoatomic ion transmembrane transport. Gene Ontology annotation, molecular function: GABA-gated chloride ion channel activity; inhibitory extracellular ligand-gated monoatomic ion channel activity; transmitter-gated monoatomic ion channel activity involved in regulation of postsynaptic membrane potential.